UGGGAGGCGGCGCGAGAGCGCGAAGUUAUUCGCACUUCGCGCUUUGCGCAGCGCGAAGCGCGAAGCUGGGAGCCCUUGGUGAGCGGGGUCAGUGGCUUGGCGGGCUGGGGGCGGCGUCGAGGGCAAAGAAGCACUGGCAGCAGCGGGAGCACGAGCAGCUCGAGCCGCGGUCCUGGAGCCUGCCGGCUAGAGCCCCAAAGAAGCCACACUUGAUCCGCCGCCCUCGCUCAGGAGCGACAGAAGGACGCACACGCACAUGAAUCCACGCUGCUUUCGAGAGUACGCAUCGCGCGAACGCUCGCAUCUUGCGGCCCCUCCCGCGGAUUCGGGGGCCAAGUUCGUGUGCGUGGUUGGGCGCGUACAGGCGCCCUGGAUCAGUAGGUCGACCCUGCCAGAUCAAGGGCAUCCUUGUGUCCUGUGUCUCGCGACCCCUGCCCCCUGCGCUCCUAUGGCGAUGUGGCCCUCGGAAGGGUACUGUGUCCUCUCGCGGGUCCUCUCCGAUCAGGUCCGACUGCACGUCCGCUGUGGGCUUCCUGCUCGCGGGCCCCACCCCGGCCCGAGCCAGCCUGCUCGCCGCGCCCAGGGCCCCCGCGGGCGGCGGGCGCCGGAGGCCCGGGGCGCAGAAGCGACAACGUGGUCGGCCGCCUGCUGGAGGGCGAGGCCCGCGGCCGGGUGGUCGGCCCCGCCCUCGGCCGACGCGGCCCGAUUCGGUGGUUCAAAGGUUCGGAGGCGGAUGGACCUCCUACCCCGACACGCCGAUCAGCGAAUUGGCCGCUUUCGGUUCGCGAGAGGGCGCCGCGUCCGUCGUUUUUGCGGGUCCAGCUCCGUCGGUUUCGGUCCUAGGCCGUUUUCGCUAAAGGGAGGUGUACUAAAGGGAUCUUUGUCCACCGCCGAAAAAUGGGGUCCUGAGGGGUGGGGUCCCAAGGACGGGAAGGGGUCCAGGGGUGAAUAUACACUGCUCGAGGCACCUCGUCCUUGGGACCCCAGUCCUCAGGGCCCCAUCUCUGAACCACCGACCAGGACCUUCCGCGCAGCAGGUGCCGCCGCGGCGCGCCCGCGGCGACCGCCGAGACCGCCGCUGCGGCCUCGACGGCGGCCGCCACUGCGGCGGCCGCUGGCCGAUGGGCAAGUUUUCCACCACCGCUGCCAGAUGCAGGAGCGCGGCGGCUGGUUGCGGCACGACCGCGGCGGCUGGUCCGUGCGCUUCUUCGGCGGUUUCGAGUGGCUGCAGCCAAUCGAGGAAGACGGCACCGCAUCGUGAGCUUCAGCGCCGCGGCAUCGACGCCUGCGCUGACUCCAGUACCGAGACCAGCAUCGAUUCCAGCAUUGAUUCCAGCAUCGACGCUUGCGCCGACACCAGACCGAGACCUGCUUCAUCGACGAUAUCGUCGAUUCCAGCAUCGACGCCUACGGUGACACCAACACCGAGACCAGUAUCGACUCCAGCAUCCACUCCAGCAUCGACGCCUGCGCUGACAGCAGCACCGAGACCAGCAGCGAUGACAACAUCAACUCCAGCAUCAACGCCAGCGUUGACACCAACACUGAGACCAGCAUCGACGAUAACGUCGAAUCCAGCAUCGACGCCGGCGGCGACACCAGCAUCGGGACCGGCAUCGACUUCAGUAUCGACGCCUGCGUUGGCACCAGCACUGAGGCCAACAUCGACGACAACGCUGCGCUGACACCAGCACCGCGCUCAACAAGCAUUGACUCCAACAUCGACGCCUGCACCGACACCAGCACCGAGACCUGCGUCAUCGACGACAGCGUCGAUUCCAGCAUCGACGCUUGCUGUGACACCAACACCGGGACCAGUAUCGACUCCAGCAUCCACUCCAGCAUCGACGUCUGCGCUGACAUUAGCACCGAGACCAGCAUCGAUGACAGCGUCGAUUCCAGCAUCGACGUUUGCGUUGACACCAACAUUGAGACCAGCAUCGACUCCAGCUUCGACGCUUGCGUUGACACCAGCAUCGACGACAGCAACGAGUCCAACAUCGACGCUAACGUUGACAUCAGCACCGAGACCAUUACCGCUUCCAGCAUCGACGCUUGCGUUGACAGCAGCACCAAGAUCGGCAUCGACGACAACGCCGAUUUUGGUAUCCACGCCUGCGCUGACACCAGCACUGAAACCGACGACAUCCGUGACUUCAAUAUCGAUGCCUUUGCUGACACCUUUGAGACUAGCAUCGACAUUAAGUCCAAUGACGCCGUCAUCAAUACUAAAGAGUGCAAGGGCAGCGUAAAGUAUGCGUAUGGGUUUGGUGCGGUCGUAAUAUUUACGCAACUGUUAUAGUGGCAACAACAAUCAAUAUGACGUACAAUUUCGAUUCAACGAAGAACGGGUGACGUAUUGCAAAUACGCAUGUUGGUUUGUGACGUAUACGUGCAUGGUUGCCGUGAAUACUAGCGGCAUGUUUUACCGAUUAUCUCUGCAGGGUCCGCAGGGGAAGCCAUCAAUUCAAGACCAUUUCCGGUUCCGGAACUUGUUCGACAAGCUACAAUUACAAGACCGACACCACUUUCAUCAAGUAUGGCACCAGGUUUGCGACGAUUCCGACCCCAGCUCCACCAACGGUACGGCUUCCCGCGGUAUUGUUGUGGUAUUCUUAUAUUCUACCGUGGCCCGCUGCUGCGUUCCAUCCAUAGUUUCACGCCCCUCCAUAUCACCCGAGCUCGCAUGCUUUUGCAGGCGAUUUCCCAAUGAGGUGGUAUCAAUGCUCCCCCUGCUCGGAUUAAUAAGCAAUGGUGUCGAUGCUCCCCGUUCACCUUUUG
Molecule: messenger RNA, 2781 nt
Organism: Prorocentrum cordatum
Lineage: Eukaryota; Dinophyceae; Prorocentrales; Prorocentraceae
Source: the annotation of a GenBank genome assembly